Molecule: messenger RNA, 1038 nt
Organism: Filobasidium floriforme
Lineage: Eukaryota; Fungi; Basidiomycota; Tremellomycetes; Filobasidiales; Filobasidiaceae
Exons: 3
Coding region: 303-800 (165 amino acids)
Source: RefSeq, a predicted model, not a curated record
CACGACCUCAACCCCUCCUUUUGACCUGCAUGACCUACUAUAUGCUCGGCUGAAUCUGCUGACAUCAUCAUCAGCUCAGAUUAUCUGACGUCGGCUCGCCAAGAUGCAGACUACGCUGGAAUCCUCUCGAAAUUCGACACGCUACAGAUAUAUAAAGCCAGAGAGUCCUUCAUGAGAUUAUCAACAACGAUGGCGUACAGUCCUUUUCUCAGGCUAUCCGCUCUUGCAGAUCUCAAUCAGCACUCGACAAAUCCGCACCUCGCCGAUCACAUCCAAAUCUAGAUCGCUAACGACCACUCGCCAUGUCCAAGAACCCUUACUAUGACAACACCAAACCCACCCCGAACUUGCUCUCCAAGCAAUCUAUCGGGACGGCCUUUCUUUACGGGUGCGCUGCGGGAUUGAUCGGUGUCGGGGCCAUGACCUUCAGCCAAAAGAUCGAACAAGCAUUUACCGGCCGUCCCAACUCCUACGUCCCCGGCCAUACUCUGGAAAAACUCCUCGGAAUGCCCUACAGGCCCGAUUCCGAGCGUUUGGGGUUGCAACACGCUAUGCAUUGGGGUCAGGGGGCGUUGGUCGGGGGUUUGAGGGGAGUCAUGUCGGCUUAUGGCAUCGUGGGGUUUGUCGUGGAUUUCUUCUUUACGGGGGUUAGGAUCUUGACGGAUCAGAGUUUGGAGAAUUACGCUCAGGUUGGGGCUCCUCCUUGGACCUGGCCGUUCAACGAACAAGUCAUCGACGUCAUCCACAAGGGCGUCUACGCGUUUACGACCGGAUACGUCGUCGAUCGUUGGCUUCACUGAGCUUAAAAAGACAAUGCACCGCUCGUGUGCGGUGUACGGCGGAGAUAGCGAUUGCGGUCGCGACGUGACAAAGACAAGGGCUAAAUAAUAGAGCCCUAUGGCGAGAGGAAGGGAUUGGGCGGUAGUUGGGUAUACGGAGGCGGAAAGAAAGCGGUAAAUUUUCUGGUUAUGGGAGAUACUCGGUACCUGAAUUGAAGAAAAUGAUACGAUAUGUCCAUUAUGCAUGGAAUGCUGUCUA